Molecule: messenger RNA, 771 nt
Organism: Theileria annulata
Lineage: Eukaryota; Apicomplexa; Aconoidasida; Piroplasmida; Theileriidae
Product: purine nucleoside phosphorylase, putative
Exons: 1
Coding region: 1-771 (256 amino acids)
Biological process (GO): uridine catabolic process
Cellular component (GO): cytosol
Molecular function (GO): uridine phosphorylase activity
Source: RefSeq, a predicted model, not a curated record
AUGGAGUACGAGGAUUGUAAAUUACUUGUAAGAAUGGGUGUUCCUAGGGACCGGGUUCACAAAGCUGUAAUAGUAUCUGAGAAUUUAUAUCACUUUGACCUGUUUCCUAAGAUAGGUAAUAAGUAUCAUGAGUUUAAUGAGUUUUUAUGUUACAAAAUCGCAGAAGUUGAGGUUGAUGGUGAAAUGAUCCUUCUAGUUUACCAUGGAGUUUCUGGUACAGCAGCCUCUCCAAUAUUGAGGGAAUUACUUGAAAUGGGUGUCAAAAUCGUUAUCAGGUGUGGAAAAUGCGGUUCAUACAGGCCUUCACAUGAAAAGAGCGGUGACUUAUCUAUUACUUAUGCCACAAUUCGAGACGACAACAGCUCUCUAGCAGAAAUAGACAUUAAAUAUCCCGCAGUAGCUGAUUUUGAUGUUAUUGACUGCCUUGUAGAUACUGCUGAACAACUUGGUAUAAAAGCUUCACUUGGAAUGAAUUACAGUACGGAUUUAUUCUACAGAAGAGUUUGCAAAGACGAUCACAGGGAUAUAUACACCUUAUAUAAUAUAGCAGAUACUGAAGAGUGUGAAACUUCAACAAUAUUCGUAUUAUCUUCACUUUAUGGAGCUAAAGCCGGGGCCAUUAUGACAAUUGACGGGUCACCUCUCUUCUGGGGAAACGGUGGAUACACUAUUGGCGAAGAAGCAGUUGAGCUUGGAAUUGAAAAUAUGACCCUUGUAGCUUCAAAGGCAGCUUCAAAACUCUCUAAGAUAUACCUCAAUAAUGGGAUGUAG